CUUUUCUCUAUUUAAAUUCCAACUUAUCUCUGCUGGUCUGGCCCCCCACGUCUGGGCCCGGUCUGCUUAUACCACCUACCUGUAUCUGUACAUACAUAUGCGUGUCUGCUGCGAUCAUCCUUGGCCCCGUUUGCAAGUCGUCAGCCCAGCCGUCACUCCACCGCACACGCCGAACUCGACCCAGCGCUUUGUGCCCCUAGCAUUCGUGCUAAGUCAGAUGUAUCGACGACCCUGAGCGCCAGAUCUUUUACUUGCCACACGCGCUAUGGAAGCGGGUGACGUUGGAACCCGACAGAGCACCGGUCUUUCUUCUACUCCUACGCGACUUGAACAUCAACUUGCAACAUCUCCCCAUUCUCACCAACAACACCGAGAAGCCGUCGACCGACGGUAUCUGGACCAGCCUACCAUGGCAGCAGCCUCAGUUCUCGCCCCUAACGCCCACUACCCACCUCAGCCAUAUCCUUCCAACUACUCCCAUCCACCCUCAUCUGGGCCAAGCGUCGCCAACAUGAUCUCCUCGGAGCCUCGACGACCCUCUCCCGACAAUGAGUCUUCGACUCGCCAGUCACUACCAUCGAUUUCAGAAGUCAUUUCUGGCGCACGGCCUGGACAGUACCCUCCGCCUGCGCAUCCUCUGCAGCCUGGCUCAAGCCUGCCCUCACCAUUUGCUCCGUCUGCUCGACAGUACCCCGAAGCCGACAAGCACUCAUCUCAGCCUCUGCACUCUGUUGCCUUCCCUCCUCGACAGGAAAGCCACAAUGCAUACUCAGAUUCACCGAGGCCGCCCUUUAGCACUGGCAGACCCGGUCUCCCUCCCGUUUCUGAUCGCCGGCCUACUCCCCCGACGAAGCAUGAAGGUCACCCCCUUCCUCACCACCUAGCUGAACCGCCAAAGCCAUCUGAUCACCGCUCACUGAAUGGAGUCUACUCCCAACCACCGCCGCCGCCGACUUCCGUCCCGUAUCAGCCGGCACAGCUUCCACCUGGGCAACAGCCGCUCCCUCCUUAUCAGGUAUCACCUCGAGGUCAUGCGGCUUCGCAUCUGCCCGGGCAAUACGAUUCUCGGCCGGCGCCUACACAUGCUGAAGAGGCCGAGUAUGCUGCCAGGGCUCGAUACGAUAACGGGACCUCGCGAUCGUUUGAGAGCUGGAGCUACCAGGAAGCUUUGAGCCGAAUUGGAACCUGCUCGCGAACCAUUUUCAACUUCGCAGAGGCCUACGGCCGAAUUGCCCAAGAGCAGCACGGAUCUCAACCAAUCCCCGAGCGUCUUCCGACUGAGCGAGAAGUGAGCGACAUGCUCUCCAACGUCGAGUACCUCAAGCGUUCUCUCGAGCAAUGCAGAGAGGUAAUUGUAGCCUCACUACAGAGCGAGAGAGCUCGCGAAGGUGCCAAACCACCAAAAGGCCCUUACGAGGAAGACCAAGACGUCCCCAUGUAUGGAGACUCCAUUAAGCCACCAUAUGGCAUGACAGAAGUCAAAAAGCGACGAGGCCGCGCUGCCCCUCCUGGACGAUGUCAUAGCUGCAAUCGCAUCGACACUCCAGAAUGGAGACGGGGUCCUGAUGGUGCCAGGACUUUAUGCAAUGCCUGUGGUCUCCAUUACGCCAAGCUUGAGCGCAAACGCCAGCUAGAAGCAAGAUCACUACGUCCUAAGCCUGAGGAGAGAAGCUAGAGCGUGGCCAACCCGAGCCUCACCACCCUACUUUACACUUUUCAAACUCCCUAGUUCUUUGCAUGAUGUUUAUUGAUUUUUCUGGGCACGGAGCUUAACGGGGGCGGAGCAUAUUGAUGACGCAAAGAAAUAUUCAACAUUUCUUCUUCACUGAAAGGAAGAAAAAAAAAAAAAA
Molecule: messenger RNA, 1850 nt
Organism: Trichoderma harzianum CBS 226.95
Lineage: Eukaryota; Fungi; Ascomycota; Sordariomycetes; Hypocreales; Hypocreaceae
Exons: 4
Coding region: 266-1675 (469 amino acids)
Biological process (GO): regulation of DNA-templated transcription
Molecular function (GO): sequence-specific DNA binding; zinc ion binding
Source: RefSeq, a predicted model, not a curated record